AUAGAGGAUUAAUCUGACAAAGCCCAGAAUGGCCACAGCCUUGGAACCUGAAGAACAGAAAGGACUUCUGAUAAUUAAGGCAGAAGACCUUUACUGGGGACAGGACUCCAUCUCACAAAACUACAGUCCUCACAGAAGGGAACUCUUCAGGCAGCACUUCAGGAAGCUCUGCUAUCAGGAUACACCUGGACCCUGUCAAGCUCUUACCCAGCUCUGGGAGCUUUGUUGCCAGUGGCUGAGGCCAGAAUGCCACACUAAGGAGCAGAUUUUAGACCUGCUGGUGCUAGAACAGUUCCUGAGCAUUCUUCCUAGGGACUUGCAAGCAUGGGUGCAGGCACACCAUCCAGAAACUGGAGACGAAGAAGUGACUGUGCUGGAGGAUCUGGAGAGGGAGCUUGAUGAACUCCAAAGGCAGGUCCCAGCCAAUUCAGAAAGACAGGAUAUACUCUUGGACAAGUUGACCUCCUUGGGAAUGCUAUAUGAGUCACUGACUGUCCAGCUCCACUCCAAGAACACCCAGCUGGAGCAGGAAUCUGGGAAGCUACAAAGGAAUGUUAUGGAGGCUGGAAGUCCAAGAUCAAGUUGCUGACAGGGUUUCUGAUGAGGCUUCUCUCCUUGGCUUACAGACUUCUUGCUGUCUUCACAUGGUCUUUUCUCCGUGCACAUACACUUCUGGUAUCUCUUCCUCUUCUUAUAAGGACACCAGUCCUAUUGGAUUAGGAUCCCACCCUUAUGACCUCACUUAACCUUAAUUACCCCAUUAAAGUCCCUAUCUUCAAAUAUAGUCACACGGUGGGGGCGGGGUUAGGGCUUCAAUGUAAGAAUUUUGGGGAUGGACACAAUCCAGUCUGUAACACACCCCCAUGAUGAAAGAAGUAGGGAAGAGAGAGUGAGGGUCAGUCAGUACAGCAGCUUUUUUUUUAUCUGCAUGUCAGGUUAACUAGGUUUGGUCCCCCAUCUCAGCUCACUAAUUACAAACCAGGGUAUCUAGUGCAUCUCCACACUAUACUAAAAAGCAACCAAAUUUUAGAUCCCAGUUUGCCCAAACCCUACCCUUUUCAGUGCUCUCUGCCCUUUCUCUAGGGGCUUUUGUGUCCAUAAUGCCUCCCAUGGGCAGUACCUUUUAUCCUGGCCCUGUUGGAGAUUUUCAUUAUUUAAAUAUUACCAAUAUACUU
Cynocephalus volans (Philippine flying lemur) is the source of this 1175-nucleotide messenger RNA. It is a transcript of the gene ZSCAN16, whose product is annotated as zinc finger and SCAN domain containing 16. The coding region runs from base 29 to 589 and encodes 186 amino acids. The transcript is spliced from 3 exons. The record is from RefSeq and is a predicted model, not a curated record. Lineage: Eukaryota; Metazoa; Chordata; Mammalia; Dermoptera; Cynocephalidae.